AUGUUCGAGUUAUCUCGCAGCCCAAUCAACUGGGGUCUCCAACAAUCCUGCAACAAUGACAUACUCAAUAUCCUUCACUCUGGCGAUAAGGAUCGUGCCAAAAGAGCGCCUCGAGAGAUAAUUGUCAGUGGCCAUACCCUGACUUACCCAAGCUUGUACCUCGAGCUCAUGGGCACCGCAUCGGUCAUUGAUGAUUGUGGCUCUCUAGGAGAGCUGGCCACUUCGAGGUUCGUUGCAGUCGCACCUGGGGACCUAUUCACGAUGACUGGGAGCGUCUCAAUGGGCGAUCAAUACAUCCCGGAUGGAUACGGCUAUGGCAAUAUCUCGGGACCUACCCUUUAUCCGCAGAAGAUCAACACAGUUGAUCUUGCCUGCCCAACAUUUGGUGUUGGGAAGGGCAUAUCCAGUGAUAGGUUUGGGACGGCCCAGAUCACUACUUUUGGCUCCCCUUAUCUCCCACUGAUCUCUCCGCCUCCUGAGCUAUUGAAUGCGAACUCGGCAUGGAGGAACCUCUGCGGAAACAAACUGUACCCACCUGACUUCAGACCUUUCGCUCUCUUCGAUCCCCCCCAUGGAUACCCCAUAUACACCUCUCUGCUGUCAAACGUAAAGCAGGCUAGUCCCAACGGCCCUCCUGACCCAGGCUUUAGCAAUUCCGCCCCUCCAGCAGCUGCCGCCAAGCAACGGGCCAACGAGAUGGUGCCACAGACUCUGGGCCCAUCUCUACCGUCGCCCUCGCCAUCGCAAGAUUCGACAACGAAUGACGAUCCUACUCCAGUGAAUAGCUCUAACAAUCCGGAUGCUGCAGAGGCUGUGAAUAGCCCGGCUCCAGGAAGCGAGGCGAACCCGGACCUUCAAUCGCAGGACCCGUCGUCCGCGAAUAACGAUCCUACUCCAGUGGAUAGCUCUAACAAUCCGGAUCCUGUAGGGGCUGGGAACAGCCCGGCUCCAGGAAGCAAGGCAUACCCAGAUCCUCAAUCGCAGGAUCCGUCGUCAGGCGAGGACUUCUCACGGACGUUCUUUAGGACGACUUCUCAGGGAGACACUGGAGAUCAUGGGGAUACGCAUGGCUCGGACACUAAAGCAGCAGAUAAGGAGCCAGAAGGAAGCGUCGCAAGCUCUGAUAAGAGCGCAGAGGGAGGCCCCAAUUCGGCUCAAGCCGAUCCAGGAGAUGGUGGGUCUGUAGGCUCUACUAGUGGAGGUUCUGGAGGUGGAAUCAUUGGGAGUGAAGAUUUGGGGAGUGGAGGCAGUAGCAGUGGAGGCUCUGGCAGUGGAGGCUCUAGCAGUGGAGGAGGCUCUACCAGCAGUGGAGGCUCUAGCAGUGGAGGAGGCUCUACCAGCAGUGGAGGAGGCUCUACCAGCAGUGGAGGCUCUAGCAGUGGCGGCUCUGGCAGUGGUGGCUCUAGCAGUGGUGGCUCUGGCGGUGGAGGCUCUGGCGGUGGUGAUGCUGGAACUAAUAGCGCUGUUAGUGAUAGAUUAGGGGCUACCGGAGGUGGAGAGUCAGGAAGUGGAGGGCCAGCGGCAAAUACACCAGGAGGAAACACGUCGGGAGAGAAUAGCUCUGGAGGUGAUGGCAUUGGCAAGUCAAGCUCCGGGGGGUCUGACGAUAGACCCAAUGCUGCUGACACAAGUAACGCCGGGCUUGCAAAAGGUGACUUAGGCGUUCCCAUAAGCGGGGAUUCUGGCAGCUUCGACAACAAAUUCUUCGGAGACUCUAACAGCGAGUCAAAGCCCGCCUCUCAAAAGACAAGCCCAGGCUUUAAUCAAGAUGAUGAUCAAGUUUCCGCUGGUGGGACUAAUUUGCAAACACCUACAGGCGAGAAAGGAGCCGGCGAUACAGCGCCAUCGACUGGAGAUGCGUCAUUACCAGCCUCUGGUGGAAGCGCCGUUUCGCUUGACAAGCAAGGCAAUCUCUACGUCAACAAGAAGAAGAUUGACACGACUUCUGGAGAGCCAGUCACCCUAGGCGGCGAGACAUUCACGCCUAAUCCUUCAGGCUUUACAGUUGGUGGUCAAACUGUGAGCCCUGGUGGUCCAGCAAUCACACUCCCAGCCCAAUCCACCCCAGGUACAAGCGUGUCCCUGGACAAACAAGGCAAUCUCUACAUCAACAACCGCAAAACCGCCUUACCGCCCCCAGGGCAGGUGAUCACGAUCGCUGGCCAAACUUUCACCCCCAACCCCAACGGCUUCAAGAUCGGCACUCAAGUAAUUACCCCCGGUGGAGCUGCUGCCACUCUUACCAGCAACGACCUUGUCACUGCGCCAUCAAACCCUAACGCCUCUGUAGACCUCUUUAACCCCACUUCCCCGCCUCCGCCUCCGCCUCCUCCUCCUUCCUCUUCUCCUCAGCAAAGCGCCAGCCCGUCACCCACGCCCUUCACGCUCGCAGGCAAGACCUUCACCCCCCUAGUCGGCACGAACGCAGAUGGCGAGCCCUCCGCAGUCAAGUCUGGAAAUGUGACGGUUUCGGCCGGCGGGCCGGCUGUUACGGUCGAUGGGACGAGUGUGAGUUUGGAUGCUAAGGGGACUUUGACGGUGGGUGGGGAGAGCACGGCUGUGAAUGGGGCGAGCGUCACGGAUGGAGGUGGGGGUGGUGGGGGUGGUGGGGUUGGUGGAGAGACUGUGAGCGGGGUGGGAAGGGGAUAUAGUAGGGAGUUUGGGGGGACGGGAGGGUGGAGAGGGGUGAUGUGGGUGGUAGUAGUGGCGGUGGUGGUGAGUUGGGGCUGGGGGUGGGGGUAA
This is a messenger RNA of Bacidia gigantensis, 2742 nucleotides long. RefSeq lists its product as uncharacterized. NCBI's taxonomy places the organism in Eukaryota, Fungi, Ascomycota, Lecanoromycetes, Lecanorales, Ramalinaceae. The record is from RefSeq and is a predicted model, not a curated record. The transcript is spliced from 3 exons. The coding region runs from base 1 to 2742 and encodes 913 amino acids.